Molecule: messenger RNA, 4919 nt
Organism: Mycetomoellerius zeteki
Lineage: Eukaryota; Metazoa; Arthropoda; Insecta; Hymenoptera; Formicidae
Product: dual specificity tyrosine-phosphorylation-regulated kinase 2
Exons: 3
Coding region: 907-3588 (893 amino acids)
Biological process (GO): peptidyl-threonine phosphorylation; peptidyl-serine phosphorylation
Cellular component (GO): cytoskeleton; cytoplasm; nucleus
Molecular function (GO): ATP binding; protein serine/threonine kinase activity; protein serine/threonine/tyrosine kinase activity
Source: RefSeq, a predicted model, not a curated record
GCGGAGUCGUCAAACUCGCGGCGGCGGCCCGGUGCCAAUAACCUUCCGCGCGGAGAGCACGAGCGAGCGAGCGAGCAGAGUCGGGAGACUUUUGGUUAAGCCCCGCUUCCACGCGCGGCGAUGAUGCGCUCGCCCUGGUCGCGCGCGACAGAUCGUAAAAUUAGAAGACGUUCGAAGCGCGGGGCGUGCGAGCGACGUCGCGAUCGCCUUCUGCGGUGCCGGUUUGCGACGAUACUCGACGGCCGAGAGUCUCGACGGAGGCUUCACGGGUGUGACGGUGCGCGUCACGAGAUAAGUGCGGUUCCGUAUAAGUUCCUCCCGCUGUGCGCGAGUGCGGUCCGGAAUUUGUGAGUUCGCGCGUCAAGCCGGAUCGCCGAUCGACUGAAGAAAGAAGGAAGGAAGGAAGGAGGUCGACCAGCUCGAAACAGCGUGAUUUGCAACUCGUCGCCGAGCGCGCGAGAGCGCAACCUCUUCUAGUCCGCUGCAUUUACGAGGGCACCGUCGUUUUUCCGCGGUCCCUGGAGAAUACAAUUAGUGGAAUUAUCGUUUCUCGUCCCGAGAGAAAGGCUUCUCUGGGCGCUCCUCGUUCGCUUCGAUUUGUUCACCUGGAGGAGUGAGUUCACGCGGUUGCUUCGUUAGUCCGAAUUUGAUUCAUCCGUAGCGCGCAGUCAUCCUGGAUCCUCGCCUCCGAGUCAACGUUGUCUUAACGGAGAAGCAUGUCUCCCGUAACAUCCGGAUUGUCCUUCGCGUCCGGCGAGAGCGCGAGGAUCACGCGCGUAUCAAGACACACGGAGGGACGCUGAUCGCGCGCCACGUGGAUUCGUCGACUGGACGAUACGCUCGCGCGUUCUCGGUGACGAACCUCGACGAGGACAGAUAGAACGGACGCGAAACAAAUGGGCACCAAUGACUAGUUUGGCCCUGUCGGCGGCGGCAAGCAGGAUCGAGAUGCCCCUCUCCAAAACGAAUCCGUUCGUGCAGGCGGGCGCGAUCUCGACACAGCCGUACAUCUCGAGCAGCGAGAGCAGCAACCACCUGCCGCCGAUCAUCAAGGGUACCGGGUUGACCGGCCUGAAGCAGACCGGGGGCGGCGGUGGAGGUGGAGGUGGAGGUGGAGGUGGAGGUGGAGGUGGAGGUGGUGGCGGCGACGAGUCGGUGCCUUACGUGGGUUACCAGAAAUUACCGUGGAAAGGCGAGAGCUACGGCCUGAGUAACUGGCCGGUGAAUUACAGUUUCAGUCAUAAUUCGCAUUCGCAACCCAACAGCCAGUCGAGCAGUCCAGUGGUGAGAAACGGCCGUUCCGACGGCAAUUCUAACAGCGGAGCUGGCCGUGGCGGUGGUGGCGGAGGAGGGGGAGGAGGAGGAGGCGGCGGCGGAAGUGACAGCGGAGGCGUUGGUGGUGGCGGAAGCAGCGGUGGCGGUGGAAGUGGCGGCGGUGGUGUCAGCAACAACAGCAUCGUCAGCGUGAAACCGAAGACGGCGACCAUCACGCCGGAAAUGGUAAUGAAGCUUUACAUGAACAAGCUGACGCCGUACGAGCACCACGAGAUCUUCAACUACCAGCAGAUCUACUUCAUCGGCGCGAACGCCAAGAAACGGCCGGGCAUCAUCGGCCGGCCGAACAACAACGAGUACGACAACGAACAGGGCUCGUACAUUCAUGUGCCGCACGACCACGUGGCUUAUCGGUACGAGGUUCUCCGCGUCAUCGGCAAGGGCUCGUUCGGUCAAGUGGUCAAGGCCUAUGAUCACAAAACGCACGAGCACGUGGCACUGAAGAUGGUGCGGAACGAGAAGCGCUUCCACCGUCAGGCGCACGAGGAGAUACGUAUACUGCGCAAGCUGCGCGAGCAGGACAAGGACAACACCAUGAACAUCAUCCACAUGUUCGACUCGUUCACCUUCCGCUGCCACAUGUGCAUCACCUUCGAGCUCCUCAGUAUCAACCUGUACGAGCUCAUCAAAAAGAACAACUUUAAGGGCUUCAGCCUGCAGCUUGUGCGCAAGUUCUCGCACUCGCUGCUCCUCUGCCUCGACGCGCUCUAUAAGAAUAAGAUUAUACACUGUGACAUGAAGCCGGAGAACGUGUUGCUCAAGCAGCAGGGUCGCAGCGGCAUCAAGGUGAUAGAUUUCGGUUCCAGUUGCUACGAGAAUCAACGGGUAUACACUUACAUUCAGAGUCGCCUCGGCUGCAUUCUGGCAGAGUUGUUCACCGGUUUUCCACUGUUACCAGGCGAAGAUGAGGCGGAUCAGCUGGCGUGCAUCAUCGAAAUGCUAGGCAUGCCGCCACAACGAUUGCUGCAAAACUCGAAACGGUCGCGUCAGUUCAUCAGCUCGAAGGGCUACCCGAAGUACUGCACCGCGACGGCAAUGCCGGACGGUACGACAGUGCUAAGCGGGGGUCUCUCGAGACGAGGGAAGCUGCGCGGCCCGCCGGGCUCGCACGAUCUCGAGCGCGCCCUGAAGGGUUGCGACGAUGUGUUGUUUCUGGACUUUCUCAGGCGUUGCCUCGUGUGGGAACCGGAAUGUCGAAUGACACCGAACAAAGCAUUAAGGCAUCCGUGGCUACGCCGUCGAUUACCGAGGCCACCGGGCGACAAGAACGACACGCUACCAGCGGUGACAUCGGCGCAACCCGCGACAACCGGCGGCGGUCCCACCCUGAGAACAUCCGCAUCCGGCAGCAGGAGUUCCAGCAAGACUAACAGUCUGCAGAGCAGCAAUAACACCAGCGACGACAUCUCAACGAAUAAAACAACGGCUCAGCAGACGAGAGGGAACCGUUUAGUAGAGGACAUGGUAUCGGCUUAUGCGGGUUAUUCGUACAAUACGUCCCAAUUACACGGUGGUACUUGGGGCACAACGGGGGGAUUAAGCAGUGGCCACCAAUCACUGAACUCCAUUAGCGGGACUGGUGGCGGCGGUGGCGGUGGCGGCAGGAGCUCCUCCAGCAAGACUAACAGUUUGCAGGGCGGCAAUAACACCAGUGACGACAUUUCCGUGAAUAAAACGACAGGUCAGCAAAGGGGUAACCGUUUGGUCGAGGACGUGGUGUCCGCUUACGCGGGUUACUCGUCAGCGUACGGCGCGUCCCAACUGCACGGCAGUACUUGGGGCACGACGGGGGGACUGAGCAGCGGCCACCAGUCGCUCAAUUCCGUCAGUAGCAGGAGUUCCAGCAAGACGAACAAUCAGUUGCAGAGCGGUAACAAUGCAUCGAGCGGCGAUCUUUCCGCGAGCAAGACCGAACGUCAGCAGCAGAGAGAGCGCACAAGCGAGUUGCCGGUAACGAUCUUCGAUCCCUACCCACUCGGGUCUUACGGUUGUCUGUCCGAGUCCCAAUUGCAUAGUAGUCAUCGAUCGAAUCAGAAUAGCAGCCAUCAGUCGCUCAAUUCUGUCGACGGUGCGACGACCGGCAAGUCGCAACGCGCUCGUCAGACGCACCAGACGCAGCAGCAACAGCAGCACAAUAACAAUGGCGCGUCGCACGACAGUUACGGCUCUCACGGCUCCUCGAGCAGCUCCAGCCGGUUGGUACUCUCGUUCCAACCGGGGAUCCAGGAGAUCCUCGAGGAGUUGAGACGAUAGGCCAAGACGUGACGCCAGUCGUCUCUUUCUCCUCCCUUCGGUUCGCUCGUUCGUUCGCUGCCGUUCUAGGCAUUGCUACUGACGAGCGUUUCGUCAUGAAACGGUCGCGCGGAUUCCUCAUAGAUGGAAGGGAACGCAUAAUGUAAAGAUAAGGAUGAUCCGAUCCCGGUCACCUAAUAACGUGAAACUCGGCUGUGUCUCGCUGCCUGCCGUUCGGGCGACCGUCUGACUGCGCCACCUCGACAUGGCGUCGAGGAAGGUUACUUGCGGUCGAAAGGGUGGGUGGCUGUCUUAUCAUCGAUCUCGGAUACCGCUGUGAUUCACGCGUCGCGUUUCUACGGUCGCUGUGGUUGACUCGAUGAGACUUGAAUCGGUUAUAAUUUGGUGAAAAGAGGCGAGAUCUAUUUUCUAUGAAAUACGCUGCUUGUAGGUUGAAGGUAGAGUGUUUAUCUCUUAAAAUUAAAAAGCGAACGUCUAACGUUAUCGAUGGAAUUGAAGACGUUUAACGUUAUCGAUGGAAUUGAAAACGUUGAUUGUGAAGAAAAAUCGUACGAGUCCGAAAAAAAAAGAUUGAGCGAAGGAAGGCUUAUUUUCGCGGAUUUGUCACCAAUGUUAUAACCAAUAUUAUAACUUUCAUGCCUCACGCCUAGCCUGGCGCUACAAAGUCGAUUGCGCGAUAAAUCUCGAAAUCGUACCUUCAGCCACGGCGACAUCGUCUCGCGUUGCUCUCUGGUCCGCUCGUUUCGGGGUUCAUUCCCAUUGCCAUUGCCUUCGCCGUGAAAAUAUGCGGUCGGUACGCUUUUCAAUAAGAGACGAAUUUUUCCGCUAUGACAAUACCUUAAGAACUCUAGCAAAGCGUCAGAAAUCCGCGUAAAUAGAGUAUAGAGCGAUUCAACACGCGAUUGUGCGUCUUAAAACACUCGUCGUCGAGUCCUUUGCGGAACGUACAAUCAUGGAGUCAAAGGACCUUUUCUUCUUCUCGAAACGUGCCGGAAAUCGUGAGGACGAUCUCGACAUUCGACACAACUCGACUAUAUGAGGCACUCAUUCACCGCUCGGUUGUGUUUCGCCCUUUGUAAAAUUGGAGUUUACAUUUUAUUCAAGAUGAACGAUGAAACAUGAAAUCCAAUUUUUCCAGAUCUGUGUAACAAAUCGACUGAUCGAGGAUAAGUAUAGAGACGUAUGUAAAUAUUACUGUCAGCUUUGUUGCAAUGCAUAAUACACGAAUCAUUUAUCCUUCCUCGUUGGCGCGACGUAUUUUCUUCAACACAAUCGAUUUCACCGGAGAUGAGACGACAGGCCGUGUCGGAUUAAUCGCAAACAGAAGUCAG